UCAGGGAUCCAGCAGCCUCAUAGGGGAGAAUGAAAACUCCUCCUACAAGCUUUAACCAGUGCACUGCUGGACACUGAUAGAAAUCACAAGACUGCUCUAACUGCUGAUGAGAAAAGGUAUGUAGUAGUUUAUAAUUACUAAAAUAUUUGCACUUCCAUGUUCUGUGUACUGUGGGAGACCAGAUCUCGUGAAUGCAGGGUCCUGAGUUUAGUAACACACUUAUGUAUUUCCUGUCCUAGACUGACAAUGCUCAUGCUGUGCUGUAGC
Staurois parvus is the source of this 267-nucleotide messenger RNA. NCBI's taxonomy places the organism in Eukaryota, Metazoa, Chordata, Amphibia, Anura, Ranidae. The record is from the annotation of a GenBank genome assembly.